This is a messenger RNA of Phoenix dactylifera (date palm), 1316 nucleotides long. Its product is annotated as protein YIP4b-like. The record is from RefSeq and is a predicted model, not a curated record. Gene Ontology annotation, cellular component: trans-Golgi network; membrane. NCBI's taxonomy places the organism in Eukaryota, Viridiplantae, Streptophyta, Magnoliopsida, Arecales, Arecaceae. Gene Ontology annotation, biological process: endoplasmic reticulum to Golgi vesicle-mediated transport.
UUACCUCCUAGCCUGUUUCACGCUUGGGAACAAGCAGCUACUGUAGAACCCAAGAAAAGAAAGCGCCCAGCCCCGGCGUCUUUCUCUCUAAGCCCCAAUCCCUCUCCCCUUGUGCUCUCGUCUCGUCCUCGCCGGAUCCGGCGGUUGCGCCACGAUCGCCGCCGCGGACUGCGAAGAUGUCCCACGGCGACACCAUCCCCCUCCACCCCUCCUCCCAGUCCGACAUAGACGAGAUAGAGAAUCUCAUCAACGCCGGCCCCGCCACCGUCCUUCCCGCCCACCCUCCCAGCCCCCAACGGGCCUCCAUCCCGGUCUCCUCCUCCCCCUUCAUCCCCUCCAACCUCCCCCCUCCUCCCCCCUCGGCGCCAGCAGCCGCCUUCCAGAAGGCCCCCACUUCCACGCCGCCGAGCGUCCCCGCCGCCGAGAGCUCCCGCCGCGGCAUCGCUGCCGACGGCUUCGGGUCGCCGCCCAACACGCUGACGGAGCCCGUCUGGGACACCGUCCGGCGGGAUCUGUCGCGGAUCGUGAGCAAUCUGAAGCUGGUCGUCUUCCCCAACCCUUUCCGGGAGGAUCCGGGCAAGGCGCUCCGGGAUUGGGACCUCUGGGGCCCCUUUUUUUUCAUCGUCUUCCUUGGACUCACUCUUUCUUGGUCGGCGUCUGUGAAGAAGUCUGAAGUGUUUGCUGUUGCAUUUGCGGUACUUGCAGCUGGUGCCAUUAUUCUCACUUUAAAUGUUCUACUUCUGGGUGGGCACAUUAUAUUCUUCCAGAGUCUGAGUCUUCUUGGAUACUGCCUUUUUCCUCUGGAUCUUGGAGCUCUAAUUUGCAUGCUGAAGGACAAUGUCAUAAUCAAGAUAAUUGUAGUGUCAAUAACAUUAGCAUGGAGCUCAUGGGCAGCAUAUCCAUUCAUGAGUGCAGCUGUUAAUCCGAAGCGGAAGGCCUUAGCCCUGUAUCCUGUUUUCCUCAUGUACAUCUCUGUUGGCUUUUUAAUCAUUGCAAUAGAUUAAGGAAGCAAUGGGUAGUCUCUUUGUGAUUUUACAGUUUGUGGGUUAUCAACCUCUGUUUCUUUGAAUUGCCAAGACAUAUAGAAGUUUACUUACAUAUUUACCUGUCGCAGGCUUCUUCUGUCUCAUCUUAUAGUUUGACUUUGUUGUUUAGAGACUCAUACAGUACAUUUGUCUUAAAGUUGUAAAACGUUGGUUGCUGCUAGCUUCAUAUCUUAGAAGGUUCCAUAUUGUAUGGAGCGGGCCUAACACCUGACCACCAGAAUCAAGACGGCUGUAAGUUUUCACCUAUGAAAUGAGAUUGAAAGGUGUCUU